Messenger RNA from Condylura cristata (star-nosed mole), 5584 nucleotides. It is a transcript of the gene SHC2, whose product is annotated as SHC (Src homology 2 domain containing) transforming protein 2. The coding region runs from base 1 to 1296 and encodes 431 amino acids. NCBI's taxonomy places the organism in Eukaryota, Metazoa, Chordata, Mammalia, Eulipotyphla, Talpidae. Gene Ontology annotation, biological process: cell surface receptor protein tyrosine kinase signaling pathway; intracellular signal transduction. The record is from RefSeq and is a predicted model, not a curated record. Gene Ontology annotation, cellular component: plasma membrane. The transcript has 14 exons. Gene Ontology annotation, molecular function: receptor tyrosine kinase binding.
AUGAAGGACGAUGACGGGAAGGGAUUGGGUGAAAAAGAGAAAUAUCUGGCCGCCCAGAAGGAAGCACAGCGGCGGGGUCAUGUGACGGGGCCCCCUGGAAGGACAGACCGCGCCACGUUCUCCCCGGAGGAGGCAGACCCAGGGCAGCGCCGCAGCGCCGCCGAGUGGGUCCGCAAAGGCAGCUUCAUCCACAAGCCGGCGCAGGGCUGGCUGCACCCCGAUGCCAGGGUCCUGGGGCCCGGGGUCUCCUACAUCGUGCGGUACAUGGGCUGCAUCGAAGUCCUCCGCUCCAUGCGCUCCCUGGACUUUAACACUCGCACCCAGGUCACCAGGGAGGCCAUCAACCGGCUCCACGAGGCGGUGCCUGGUGUCCGGGGCUCCUGGAAGAAGAAGGCCCCCAACAAGGCGCUGGCUUCCAUCUUGGGCAAGAGCAACCUGCGCUUCGCAGGAAUGAGCAUAGCGGUCAGCAUCUCCAUCGACGGCCUCAACCUCUCGGUGCCCGCCACGCGCCAGAUCAUCGCCAACCACCACAUGCAGUCCAUCUCCUUCGCGUCUGGCGGCGACACGGACAUGACAGAUUACGUGGCCUAUGUGGCCAAGGAUCCCAUCAACCAGAGAGCCUGCCACAUCCUGGAGUGCUGCGGGGGCCUGGCGCAGAGCGUCAUCAGCACCGUGGGCCAAGCCUUCGAGCUGCGCUUCAAGCAGUACCUGCACAGCCCGCCCAAGGUGGUGGGACCUCUGGGAAGGCUGAGCGGCCCAGAGGAGUCAGCCUGGGGGGACGAGGAGGAGGCGGAACACAAUUACUACAACAGCAUCCCGGGCAAGGAGCCACCCCUGGGCGGGCUGGUGGACUCCAGGCUCGCCCUCACACAGCCCUGUGCCCUCGGGGUCCUCGGCCAGGGAGCAUUUUCUACUCGAAGAGAUGCCCGAGGCCUGCAGUGGGACCUGGGCCCCUCAGGUCCACUUGGGGACGGCUACGUGCAGGCGGAUGCCGGAGGCCCCCAAGACUACGAGGACCACCUGUACGUCAACACACAGGGCCUGGAUGCCCCCGCGCCCCCGCAGCCUGAGGACAGCCCCAAGAAGGACCUGUUCGACAUGCGUACGCGCGGCACGGACUUCGCCGUGGCCGGCCGCCCGCGGGGGCUGACGCUGGCUCUCCCACAGGUGCGCACGAAGGACGUGCUGUUCGAGAGUAUCAGCCACCUGAUCGACUACCACCUGCAGAACGGGCAGCCCAUCGUGGCCGCCGAGAGCGAGCUGCACCUGCGCGGCGUGGUCAAGCGGGAGCCCUGAGCAAGGUGAUGGUUCUCAGCCCCACUCCUGCCCGCGCCCCAGACGCCCCGUCGUGGCCUUCUCUGGACCCCCGCCAGGUGCUCAGGCCCGAGCCACUGCUGUCUCUCCUUCCUCUGCAUGGGUCUCUGGAAUCUUUCUUCCUCCAGCCAGCCCUGGGCUGGGCUGGUCAGUAGGGCCCUGGUAGGGGGCCCAAGACCCUUGCCUGCCUGCACCCUUUGCCUGGAGUGAGGGUGUACAUACCAAAGACAGAACCUUUUCUUGCCUUUAUGAAAAUGUAUCAAAAAUCAGUCUCUGCUGGGGCCCGCACUGAGGUCCGUGAGCGGCAAGGAGGCCUGGGCCUGGCUGGCCUUGGGCCUUUCUCCCCCGAAAGCGAAGCCCCAGGCCCCGGGCUGCAGUCAGGGUCCCAUCCUCACCGGGCUCAGUUCUUCCUCCUGAAACAUUGGUGCACAGUUGUCUUUUUUGGGGGAGAACUGAGGUGCUUUGGGCCAAGGCCCGUGAUGACACUGAAGUGGGGGCUCAUUGAAGUGGGAUACAGGGGACACCCAGCACCUCCAAGACAGUUGGUCCAGUGGGGGUGGUUGAGAGGGCUGCUGUCCAGCUGAGGGCUGGUCUGGAGGUGCGGCAUCUGCUGGUACCUAAACCCGGAGUGGCCGUGGGGAGAGUGACCCCGCCUGCACACGAGGGGGUUUCUCGGGCUAGGCCGGGGCUGGUCUCCUGGGGUUGGCCUCCCUGGCGCUGCAGGGGUGGAGAGCCUGGGCCUGGGGGGGGCCUGUGACUCCCUGUUGGGGAGCGUGUGGGGUUCCACGCCUGAAUCCCAACAUCUCUCAGAUACCUCUGUUUACACCCUAAGACAAAGCACACCCCAACCUCUCUUUGCAAACACCCUAGUUUGUGUCCCAAAUGCUACAUGCCUUUCUCUUAAGACACCCCAGCAUACCUGGCAGGAAACCCCUGUUUUCUUUACCAAAUUGCUCCAACUUAGCCCUGAACGGACUCCUACUUCUCAGGUACCCCAGCUCUCUCGGCUGUCUCCUCAGAGCCCCUUCUCUCUGAGGCCAGCUCUGCUCGCGAGGACCCUCACCUUCCCUCAUAUUAGUUUUGAGACUCCCUUUCAGAGAGGCCCCAUCUCCCCCCGGACCCUCCUCCAACUCCCAAAGUGGCCUGGAGGCCCCAGGCCCCUGGGUGAGGCUGUAGCUGCUCUGUGGCCGGCCGGGUCUGCCCCGCGACCUGGCCAGGGGACCGGGGACGGGUGUGUGAGUGAAAGCCAGCCUGGUCUGCCUGCAUCUGGGGCCACCACAAGGCAGAGCCAGAGGGACCCUGUCGAGUCUCCGGCUGCAGGAGCCAGAGACUGAGAGCCGUGGGUCUGUGCGUCACACGCCCAUCUUCCUGUCCACGUACCCCGCUGGCCACUCAGCUACCCACACCUCACACCGCCCAUCGCCCAUCGCCCGUCAGCAGUCCAGCCACAACCUCCCUCGCCACACACACACAACUGCCUUUAACACCCUGCAGGGGCACAGGAGCUCGGCAGCCCAGGGACGGGAGGUCAGUGUGGCAGAGGGGAGACGGGGUGGUGGGGGGCACGGGCCGGUGCUGCGGUGGUAUGUUCCCAAGCAGGGAACAGCACAGAGGUGGUAUGUUCCCAAGCAGGGACACGGCGAUGGAGGCAGGGAGGCGGCUCCGGGCUGGGCCGUGCCCAGGAGUCAGCUUCCAGAGAACGGUGGCUGGAGACGCUGUCCACACCGCGUCCACGGUGCCACCUGCCCCCAGCCAGUCUCCACCCACACUCUGACACCAGGGCCCCCAGCCGUUGCACCCCACACCCCGACCCUGCGCCGAGACCUGCACAAACUGCGCAAAUUCUCCCCACUCACGAGGGGCACCGAGGCUUGGAGAUGAGGUCACUGGCCACAGCCCUGGGGGGGCGGGCCUCCACCCCCCCCAUGCUGUUCCCUGGGCUGCAGGCCCCCGCACCUGUCUUCUGCCCCCUUCUACCUUCAGUUGUUCAGCUGAAAAAUGUCGUGAGAGGUGCGGUGGGGCCUGGCUGGCGCCUGUGGCCGCUGCCCUCUGCAGUCAGGGCGCACACGUCCCCCUGCGCCUCAGCUGGACGGCAGGUGACAGCCUCCCCUGCAGCAGGCCAGCCUGCGCUGCUGGGGUCUGGGCCUUUCCCGGGAGCCCCAUUCUUUUCAGGAGGCGAAGACAGAGCACCAGGCAACAGCCCCUGCCCGGGCCGCACGGCCGAGCGGGCCUGGCCUUGGGUCUCGCCCGCUUGCUGACACACUUCCCUCUCGCUUUUCCCGGGGCAAACUAAGACUCUGGCCUGGCUCCUGGCCCCUGGCUCCUGGCCGGUCCCACGCCCCUCCCGGUCUGCGCCAUUUCCCUCCCGGCCGGUCUCUGGGGAGGGCGGUGGGAGGUCGCCGGGCACCCUCGAGAGGUGGCACUCAGAGCAGGAGGGGCCUCAGGUACAUCCUGUUUGGCCUCCCCACCUGGCCUGGUGCAGCAGCCUGCCACCUGUGAUUCCAGAAGGCUGCAGCGCCCGCGGGGGCUGGGCAGUUGCAGAGGACAGUGGGAGUUUUGUUAGCCAGGAGAGGUUCCUGUUUAUCGACGGGGACCUGAGCCAGCUGGGAGGCGCCUCCCGCCUCCCCUCUCCCAGGGUGGGUGCCGGGCAGCCCCCGGGCCUGUUCGGCACCCCUGCCCACUGGCCUCCUCUCUGGGCCGCAGUUUCUCCAGCCCCCAGAUGUGAUGGGGAGGCGGUCCGGGCAGGGCUCAGCUGGGCGGUGGGCGGGGUCUGGGGGCUCUGGGGUUUGCUUCAAAGCCUGGCAAGCCCCGCCCCACGCAGUCCCGCUCCCCACCAGCAGCAGAGGACACACGUGUGCUCUUCACGUGCAACCUGUUGCAUCCUCACUCUGCCUUGAUGCGGGGACGGUUUGAUGGCCACGGCCAGGAGACACGCAGGAGGCGCGCAGGAAGGACUGGCGUUAGGGCUCCCGCCCAGGCGGCGACUCAGCUCAGUGUCCUGAUUUCCUUAGCGCAGGGACUGAGGACAGCGCCGCCUCCCAGGCCCUCUGCCUCUGGGCAGGGUGCGCAGAAGUGAGCCCCCCCAGCCCGGCCUGCCGACACUGCCCGCCUCUCAGCUCAGCCGGUCACUCCCCGUCCACUGUCCUGUCCUGCAGUGGAGGGAGGCGACUCGGGGCCCUCAGCGCCUUCCCCACUCGUCUUCCCUGAAUGACGCCCCCGCCCGCGCUUGGCAAGAGUGCAGUGGGGCCCCCCACGUCUGGGGCAGGGCAGGGCAAGAUGGCCUCACCUUUCCUCCGGGCAUGAGCAAGUGGCAGUUGGGGUGUUCUUUACGGUGACUGAGGUGGAGAGGGGGCUCUCAGGUCAUGCAGGGCCGGGCGGCGAGUGGCAUGCUCUUGGGCACGCGCCCCUGUGCUCACGCCGAGCUGCCCAGGACAGAGGGGCGGGAGCUCGUGGCUGAGCAGAGCCGGGAGGUCGUGGCCGCCUCUGUACUGGGCUUUCACAACUGGACCGUGGGGCUCAACCACUCCUUCCAAGUUCGAGAGGAAGGCCGGGCUGGGGAGACCGCGUGGCCCGCACCCCCUCCCUCUCUCUGCUGCUGACCAGAGGUCACCCCAGAGCAGCCCCGUCCUGGUCGGGCCAGGCCAGGCCCGGGGUAGUCGCAGAACGCAGGACGCGUGCUGGACAAUUACCUGGACAGUUACCACAAGUGCAGCGAGGGCCCCACCCGGCCAGCCCUGAGUGUGGGGGCUCUUAGCACCUCCCACACUGGGAUUGAUUCAGGGUCCCAAAAGGGGCACACUGAGGCUGGGUAGGUGGGCAGGGAGUGGGGGCGGGAGGAUGCCGGGGAGCAUCCUGUGGUCUUAGGAGCUGUCGUAGGCCUGGUCUUGCUCCCCCUGUUGAACUGUGAGGCGCAGGCUGGCACCUUCUCCCCCAUCACGUGCUGUAGUUUGUCGGGGGGCCCCAGCCUGCGGUGUGCUCUCCCUGGCACCCCUCCCGCAGGGUGGCCACAAAGCCGGGGCCCGCAUCCCUGCGGCAGCCGCACCCCAGCGCCUCCAUCAGUGUCCCCACCCAGGAGGUGCUCCAGGGGCCCCUCCUGGCCUGGCCAAGCGGGUGCCCUGAACCAGCAACCACCUCAGCGGGCGUCCAGGAGGAAGCCCUGGUCUGCCGUCUGGGCGCAGCCCUGGGACCUGCCCUCUGGUGGCUGUGGGGUCAGACUUGGGGCGGACCUCAAGCGUCCUUAAAGACUCAAUAAAUUCAGUUGUGGCUGUUA